AUGCCACUACAUACGGUCGCACUAGGCGCGGUCUUGACUCCGACGGUUCUUCACACUCUCGUCAGUCAUUACUUGAAUCGCAAAUCGUUACACAACAAACCUACCGUGCAUAUCACCUAUGACGAAGGUAUCCAGAUUGUCCGCUCAUUCUUGCAAUAUGCUUCCAAGCACCCCGUCGAAGACCUCCAGGCAUUUACUCGUCAAUGGGUGCCCAGCCCCCACUGGGUGAGAACCGAGUCGAUCACAAUCCCAGCCGAAAUUGUGUCGUCUGCCGCAGAGGCAGUUACCAAGCAGCUUGGUCCGAAGGGCAUCAUAAGAAUUGGAGGAGAGAAAUGGUGGCAAUGGCGCGGGCCAGCAGAGGACUUGAAGGGGGAGUGGAUCGAGAUGCGAAAUCAUUAUAACGAGACCAAAAAGGCCAACAAGCGCUGUAAUCGUGUGAUGUUGUAUGUUCAUGGUGGAGCUUACUUCUUCGGAAGCGUGGACACUCAUCGGUACAUGAUGCAACGGCAUGCGCGAAAAUUGAAGGCUCGGGUGUUUGCGCCGGAAUACCGACUAUCACCGCAAUUCCCUUUCCCGUGUGGCCUGCACGACUGCUUGGCAGCAUACCUCUGGCUCUUGAAAUCCUAUGAACCCAAGGAGAUAAUCAUUGCCGGUGACUCUGCGGGUGGAGGCUUGGCUCUCUCGAUGCUGGUCAUCAUGCGAGACCAAAGGAUACCUUUGCCUGCAGGUGCCAUUCUUAUAUCUCCCUGGGUUGACUUGACACAUUCCUUCCCUAGCAUUGUCGCCGACAACCCAGGAGAUUAUAUUCCUCCUUACGGGUUCCGUCACAAGCCUUCGACCGCUUGGCCUCCCCCUAAUGCAGAUGAUGUUCUGAAGAUGAAGAGGAUGUCGCGGCAGGAAAAGGUCACCCAUGAAGAUGUGAACAAUGCAAUUCCUGCACCAAACAGUGCCGCCGAAGAAACUGCUGUCCGUGGCUAUACUGUCCACGAGAACACCCCUCCUCCAGCUGAGCCUGCAUACCCUGGCCAGCAACAAACCCCAAACCCCGGCACAUUGCAUGGCGAACCUGACAAUAUCCAUGUCGUUUUGGAUGGGAAGACUGUUGAGCUGAAAGAUCAAAUUCAAAUGUAUACGACGAACCAACUCAUGUCCCACCCUCUGGUUUCUCCGGUUCUACAGCCAUCUCUUGGUGGUCUUCCCCCACUUCAAAUACUGAGCGGUGGUGGGGAGAUGCUUCGCGAUGAGCAGUUCUACAUCGCACACAAGGCUGCAAACCCAUCAGCAUACCCACCCGCUGAUGUGUAUCUUGACGAGCACGAUCCAACCCGGGAGACCUUGAGAAAAUACAAGCCAACAUAUGUGCAACUCCAGGUCUGGGACCACUUAUGCCAUGUGGCACCUACGUUGAGCUUCACCCAACCGGCUAAGUAUAUGUUCCGUUCAAUCGCCCAGUUUGGAUCUUGGGCGCUGGCUCGUGCGCAAAACGGCCAGAUCGAGAUUGAAGAUGAUAUUGCGUUAUCUCCGGUCUCAUCAAGUAGCUCCGAGGGCGAUCAAUCGUUGGGGGCCCAGUCUGCAUUGAACAAGUCAGCGGCAGGGCCAGGCCCUGAGUCUGUUGGUAGGGCCGGUGACCCCCUUCCCGCGUUCCAAGACCAUAUGAUACGUCAACGGAUUGACAAACAUGGCCAAGCCUUCCCCCUUGACCCCCCAUCAUCAUACCCUGUUCUGGAUAUUCCAGUUUCGCAAGUUGGUGCGAUUAACCCUGAGCUCAUCCGCAAGUGGCUGGAAGCAAAGCAGGAAUGGGACAUCCGAUUCUCGAAAGAAAAGCUUCGUGUUCAGAGCCGGCGGAUGAAAGAGCUUGCUCAUGGCUUCCAGGACUUUGAUGGGGAGAUUCCUCCCCCGAGCUCGCUAGCUGCCCGUCGCUCCGCUCCUGGCGUGCUCCCCAAACCUCGUGCCAAAAAGAAUUAUGGCUUGAUGAUGUGGAGCGGUUGGGGAAGCAAGCAUGACGAGCGCGAAAUGGAAAGACAGUCGAAUUCACAACAGUCGGGUCGGCAAUCCACUCGUGCUAGCGUCGAUGCUAGCCAGGCUGGGGCGUGGUCUAGCACGCCAGCCCUGAACACGCAAAAUGAAACAGGAGAGAAAAAUCCCGGCAAGGCCAACUCACAUACAGGUCCUUCCACCAUUACUUGGAAUGAAAAGGAACAUCCCAACGCGGCUGAUUCUUCCGAUGGGCGCACAUCUCCAGAGGCGCCCUCGCGAGUAUCGGAGCAAGCCAACCCCGGUCCCAUUCUCAUUCUACCUGAAGUAAACAACCACAAACUCAAAGACGACAAUGCCAGCACAAGGGCUCUAUUCCAUGCCGCUGGAUCUCUACCUAUGAAGUCCGACGUAUCCCUAGCCCAAAGCAGAUAUACCAGGCCAUCAUCAGCCGCAGGCUCGUUCACGGGCCGAAGCGAACUUGUGUCCGACACUGCCAGCACAGUUGGGGGUGACAAGGACUCUGUUGCCUACCUGAACAUGGCAUCUGACACAGCUAGUACCCGUGCUGUUAUGGGGGCGAGAGGAAUUUCAGCCCAAAUCAUGGCUGGCGAGAACGGUCGUCGCUCUACAGACACUCUUUCUGUUCUUUCUAUCGCUGGUCGUGAUUCAACAUCGCAUCGCCCCGAAAUGCCUGAUAGGGACGUUUUCAAGACCGCCGAGGAAGUACUAUGA
Molecule: messenger RNA, 2709 nt
Organism: Penicillium salamii
Lineage: Eukaryota; Fungi; Ascomycota; Eurotiomycetes; Eurotiales; Aspergillaceae
Source: the annotation of a GenBank genome assembly